ACAGUUUCGAGAUCAGCAACUCUCGUGAAGCAGAAUAACCUUCCCCAAACAUGUACGUGGCCGUUAUUUGCAUUAAAUUCCUGCUGCAAGCCUGCCUCCAUAAGGUGGGCGAAGUGUCGCGGUGGGUGAUGAAGCUCAUAGCUUUGUGCAAAUUUGAGAUCGGUGAGACAGGACGAGAAAGAGUGAAAGGAAGCAAAGGGAAGAGCGAAGGGCGUGCAAACAUCCCCCUCAGUGUCAAUUACCACUUCACCCGCCAGUGCAACUACAAAUGCGGCUUCUGUUUUCACACCGCCAAGACAUCUUUUGUGUUGCCCCUGGAGGAAGCCAAAAAGGGACUGAAGUUAUUGAAAGCAGCCGGUAUGGAGAAAAUCAAUUUUUCAGGAGGAGAACCUUUUCUACACGAUCGUGGAGAGUUUCUGGGGAAGCUGGUACAGUACUGUAAACGGGAGCUCAACCUGCCCAGUGUCAGCGUUGUUAGCAACGGGAGUCGGAUCACCGAGAAAUGGUUUAAAAGCUACGGUGAGGAUUUGGACAUUUUGGCCAUUUCAUGUGACAGUUUUGAUGAAGAAACCAAUCGUCUUAUUGGCCGUGGGCAGGGAAAGAAAAGUCAUAUUGAGAACCUCCACAAGGUCAGACUGUGGUGCAAGGAUUACAAAGUGGCUUUUAAAAUCAACUCUGUCAUUAACAGAUUCAAUAUUGAAGAGGAUAUGACUGAACAAAUCAGGAGUCUGGAUCCAGUCAGGUGGAAGGUAUUUCAGUGCUUGUUGAUUGAUGGAGAGAAUGCUGGAGAACAAGCCCUAAGACAUGCGGAGACAUUUAUUAUCAGCAAUGAAGACUUCCAGAGGUUCUUGGACCGACAUAAAGACAUUAAGUGCCUUGUCCCUGAAUCCAAUGAGAAGAUGCGAGAUUCCUACCUCAUCCUUGAUGAAUAUGCCGGGCAAGGCAUGGCCCCAACAAUUGGUCAGAUUCAGACCCAGGAGCAAGUCCUACUGGCCCAUCGCCUGCUUCUUACCUGCAGAUUAGGCUGGCUCAUCAUAACACCAUGCCCAGCAUAUUUCUUGCUUUGUAAUGGUGGUUCUGGGCAUGAAUGAUUGAUCCCUCCUUGUGUCUGUCUGUCCACCGUAUCUUUCUCUCUUCUUCGGAGUGGGCCGCUAGAACAAUAAGGUUUAAUGUGUAAGACAGAGAGAGUUAGGGAGUGAAAGGAUAGCACUCAGCACUAUUGGCUCAGGCCAAAAUAUUGCAACAGAGGCUUUAUAUUCUGUAAUAUACAACUUCUGUAAAAUUGCAAUUUAAACAAUGCAUUAAGCAUAAUAUUGUUACAAAACUUUGAUAUGUGGUGCAGUAUUUCCUGCAAUGCUCUUGUACUUGAAACAUUACUGAUCAACAAGAUAAUAUUUAUUACUACAAAUAAUAGUCAAAGCAAAUUUACAUAUUGAAUAUUUUGUAUUCCUGUUUAUUUCAAAUAAUUAUAGGCCAACAUGAGCAUGGAAUUUUAUGUCCCAGUUUCUUCAAAAGAUUUUUGAAGGUUGAAUUUCUGUGCAAAUCACUUGAGUUUUCACAUUAAUAUCAUCUUGGUGUAUAUUUUCAACAUAGGUUUGAUGUUUAACACAGAAAAUCAUUGCACUUUGUAGAAUAACAUCAUAGACCUUCAUAUUUUUUUACAAUGAAUGUUUAAAAUGGUUUAAAGAAUCAUGCACAACAUUGUUACAGGACCUUGAGGUGUUUUGCAAUAUUCAAAUUUCAAUCUGUUCUCAAAGCCACUGUUCCACCAGCAGUUUGCUUUUUGCUUAGGCACAGUUACAACCAUUCUGAUAUAACUUCAGAGUGUUGGUUUGUUAUGAUUGUCCAUUGAAACUACUGUACCAGCCACUGAGUUGGAAAGUGGAGAGGACUUACAGCAAAACAAAUCUAUACUUUAUAGCAAGCAAAUGAGAAAAGCACUUUGUUUCAAACCUUGGCAGAGUGUAGAGAUGCAGAGGUAAAAGGUCUUAUUUUUCAUUCACGACAGAUAAGCUAAAAAGCAAAAUACUCAAGGAGAUUUUUAUUCUUCAUCACUCCUGUAUUCUUCACUAAUUUUUGUAAAAACGUGUUUUUCUUCCCCCUCCUCUAUCCAACUUUCUCUCUUAAUCUGCAUUUGAUAAACUCUUUCCUCAUUUCUGUAAGUAUUCAUCAUAUCUACCAUACUGAUUUCUCAGUCACCCAUUUAGUCACAUUAACAAGAAUAUAUACAUACUUUGAGUAUAUAUAUACAAUUAAACCGUAGUGAAACAGGAUCUCCUCAUACAGCAGGAACAUUUCAUCUUUAUAAGUGUGAGUAAGUUGAUGGAGUUUAGUGGUUGACAUGAAAAAUGAGUCCACAUAUUUUAAAUGACCUCAGUAAAUCACCGAGUGACAUUCCAUAUCCUAUGUUGUUAAGAUAUUAUAGUUGUCUAAUUCCUAGCUGUAUUUUCCCAGAAACAUACAAAUUAUUUUAUAUUUUAGAUGGAAUUUACAAGAACUUGUAACUAAUAUGGCUUUGUUAACACAAUAAGGUUGACAAAGGGCUUCACAUGAACAAUGUCAUACGAUAUUUGAUUCAUGGUCAUGGAAGGAAUAAUUAGGACAGGAAAGAAUGUAGUUUUAAGAAGUAUCUUAAAUAGAAGCACUGUAAAGACACAUCUCCAGGGUUUACACACUGUCAACUGAAGAAUGAUAAAAACCAGUUGUGUGCAGAAGGCCAGAGAUAGAAGAGCAUCAGGAUCUCUGGAGGGUUGUAGGUCUGGAGAAGACUACAGAGAUAAGGAAAAGAAGACCACAGUUGGGUCUGAAAAUUCCACCGGAUGCCAAAGUGCAUUAUGAAGUACACAUAUGAUAAUUGAAUAGGAUUUGGUGCUAAUUAGGAUAUUAAUAUUGCUUGCAACUUUUAAAAGUAUGCCUUUGCUUUAUCCAAGACUCAAUGUAUUCAACUUAUAUUUCUGUUAAUAUAUUUCCUUAUUUUGUAUCAAUAAGUGAAUUAAAAAUGUUAAUAAAAGUGGGAAAAUCUGUGGUGCCUACGUGGUAUUCAAUACUUUUGAGGGUAAAUUUACUCAGAGAAGCAACACUUCUCAUUUACCUAAUAUUGAACAGAUCUUUGCCACUUCCAUAAGACGUAUGGAGCCCCUGUAAGUAUGAUGUAAGUGUAGUUAUGAAAAGCAGGAAGAAAACUACAUCCAUCGGAUGAUGACAAAUUCCGUUUUCUCCAUUGACUGAUCUGCUGAGUGGUUUCCAGUUAACAGCAUCUGGAGUUUCUACCGACCCUGAUACAUACUGCGGGAUCCUGAAUA
Messenger RNA from Pristis pectinata (smalltooth sawfish), 3302 nucleotides. It is a transcript of the gene rsad2, whose product is annotated as radical S-adenosyl methionine domain containing 2. The record is from RefSeq and is a predicted model, not a curated record. Gene Ontology annotation, biological process: defense response to virus; positive regulation of immune response. Gene Ontology annotation, molecular function: 4 iron, 4 sulfur cluster binding; catalytic activity. The transcript is spliced from 6 exons. Gene Ontology annotation, cellular component: endoplasmic reticulum; lipid droplet; mitochondrion. Lineage: Eukaryota; Metazoa; Chordata; Chondrichthyes; Rhinopristiformes; Pristidae. Bases 51 to 1091 code for a protein of 346 amino acids.